Molecule: messenger RNA, 834 nt
Organism: Glarea lozoyensis ATCC 20868
Lineage: Eukaryota; Fungi; Ascomycota; Leotiomycetes; Helotiales; Helotiaceae
Exons: 3
Coding region: 1-834 (277 amino acids)
Source: RefSeq, a predicted model, not a curated record
AUGUUCGGAAUUCGGAUGCCACAUUUAUCGAAGAAAUGGAAGAAUCCACGAGUGUUCAUCGGUCUGGUUAUCCUGGAGUUGGCAGGAACGGUAGCAGCGUUGGCCUUGUUUGGAAUCGCUUCACCGAAUUUAUAUCGCACGAAACUGUGGCAAGCGGGAUCAGAUCACGGCUUCAACUCGAGUCCAAAGCAGAUACUAUACGCAUACGCAAACCAUAGACCAAUACCGACAACGCCAUUUGUUUGGUCGCAAGCUCUGACCGAUUACAAUGUCGCCAUUUCCGUCCUCUCUAUGUUCAUCAUGAUCGUCAAGGUUGUUAUGUUCUCUCUGCACAUAUGGUUCCCGUUCUUGUCCGUCAUUAUCAAUGCGGUUCUUACGGGAUUGUAUGCUGCGAGCUUGUACGGCCAGGCUGGGCCAGACAAUACCGAUCCAAAGCACCCAUCUAGCAGUGCCUGGUAUAUCACCCAGAGCUGUGACUUUGCGAGCAAGGUUGGAGCUCGUGGCUAUUGUCUGCAGGCCAAAGGUGCAUUCGCAGUUACCGUGAUCAUGACGGCUCUAUUCCUCGCCAACAUGAUCUUGUCAAUCUGGUGCUUGAUCCCCACUUCUGCCCAACGAGCAGCCGAUGGAAUUGAUAUCGACGACAUGCAAAUGAAAGGAGGCAACAAUUCUGACAACAACUCCGAUUCUAAAUUCGAAAUGAACGUCAGGACGAAUGCUGUACCAUUCACCCCACGAACUCUGGCAUUCAACACCCUGGAUCGUCAACUUCCACUACGCUCUCAACAAAUCGAAGCCGAGAAGAAGAAGGGAGGCAAAGCACCACGCUUUGCAUAG